Messenger RNA from Cygnus olor (mute swan), 2369 nucleotides. RefSeq lists its product as uncharacterized. The transcript has 2 exons. Lineage: Eukaryota; Metazoa; Chordata; Aves; Anseriformes; Anatidae. The coding region runs from base 1 to 2352 and encodes 783 amino acids. The record is from RefSeq and is a predicted model, not a curated record.
AUGGGGAUGGGAACAGGGGCAGGGUUUGGGGGCAUGGAUGAGUGCAAUGGCUUGUGGGGGCACAGGGAAAUUUGCGGACUAAAAUCCGAGAAGCAAUGCCCUUGCAGAAGGAUUUACUGCCGAGGCACAGAGAUAGCAGUGUCCCCUCUCUUUCUGGGGCAAAUGGAGCUUCUGUGCCCAGCCAGCAGAGAGGGAGCCUUGGGCAAGGGACCAAGGGGCCCCUUGGGGGACCCCACAGAAAUGACACAGCCUGCCAGCUCCUUAGGGGCAGAGGGAGAGUCCCAGGGUGCUCAGGAGUGCUUGGCUCAGCAUUCCCAUCAUCUUCCUUCUCCUUCUCCUUCUCCUCCUCCUCCUCCUCCUCCUCCUCCUCCUCCUCACAGGCUCAACCUGGAGUUGCCAGAGGACAGCAGUGAGUCUACCACUUCUGACACAGAGAGUGAAACCAGCUGCUCUUCAACGAUGUCUCUGGACUCUUGGAGCACCAUCUCCUGCACUACCAUCACGGAGAGCGAAACCGGACAGAUUUCAAGGGCAUCCACCCCCACGCCUCUGCAGAAAGAAGACUCACUUCAUGCUUCUGUGUUCCAGCCUGGCCUCAUGCAUCCCAAGGCUGGCCCAGGGGAGCAGCAUGACCAUGACACUUGCCAACCCUGCAGGAAAGAAGUGGUCAGAUGCCACAGGGCCAGCAGUGUGCACCAACACCAGCAACACGUCCAGGUCCAGCAGGCUGCUCCCACCCAUCCUCCAGAGGUGCCCAAAUUCCACUCCAUGGAAAUGAAGACAUCUUUGCCACAAAAGAAAUCCAAGGAGGCCUUAAACUACUUCACCUCACAUAAGAAAGAGGAGGAGAAACUGCGCCUGCCAGCUGAUGGGGACAAGCCUCCACAAAAUGAUCCAGCCUCUGCUUUGAAAGUAUCGAAGCAAGAAGAAGAGCCUAAUAUGAAGGCGGUUCCCAUGGUGUGGGACCUGACCUUCAUAGACAAGGCUGUGAAAAAUCAGCUGGAGCAUGUAGUGGAAAAAAUGUAUAUACAAAAGCAAUUUGGACUGUCAGAGAUGCUGUUGUCCUGUGAGGGGAGCUUUUCAGCCACUGUCCUGGAAGCAAGGACAGCUGUCCCAACCACAGCUCCUCGAUCACCCCAAUGGCGAGCAGAGCCACAUGUGGUGGUGACUCCUGUGGAGAAGGACCCACUCUGUGUGGAAAAGACUGUGAACCGUCAUCUGGAGGGGCCUAACGGACAAAAGCAGACAAAAGAGCUCUUCGGGCUACCAGGGAUCCUGGCUUGCAUGAAAAGAUCUUCAGACCCCGUCCUGGGACAAAAAGACUCCCAGACUGAGCCUGUCCACUCUGUGCCAGCAGCUAUUCUGAGAGUGGAACAAGGGAUGAAGCCUCAGGAGGAUGGGGACAGACCCCACCAGAAAAUGGAGUGUGGAGGAAGAGCCAACGGCAGCAGCACGACCAGCAAGACGACCCUGCCUGGCAUCAGCAAGAUGAACCAGGACCCUGGGGCAGUAGGGGAUUCCCCUUCCAUCCAGGCAGAGCAGGCGUGGCCACAGAGCAAGGGAGCUCCGCGGGGUCAAUCAGAUAAAAAGGGUGAGGGCCCCAGCAUCUCCACUACAGGGGACAUGGGGACACCAACAUCUCCAAGAAGAAGACCCCCACAGAGAAAACACAGCUCCAGUGAGGACAGACCCUCAGCUCUACCACGGCCUCCACACCACGUUUGGAUUGCUUUUGAUAUGCCCCACGUACCAGAGGUCCUCGUAGCACCAAGAGACUGCCACAAAGCCAAAAAAAUUGCUAAAGAUCUGCAGAAGCAGGUGCAGGCUUCACAGCCGAAGCAGCUCCCAGACAAUGCAGGGCAAUCAUGGAUGGACCCUGCAGCAGAGGGCACCGGGGCCGUGCCACGCAGAAGACGUAGAAGGGCACGGAAGGACAAGGGCUGCUCCCAGGACGGACCCAUCUUUGCAAGACUCCGCCCUAAGUGCAUCAAAGCCCCAAACCACAAUCUGUCUGCCACUGAAAGCUCCCAGAAUUUGGCUCCGUCUGCAACUGCAGUCCCAGGUGCAGCUGGAGGAAAGACAGCGGGAGAGACUGAACGCUCCCAGAAUUUGGCUCCGUCUGCAACUGCAGUCCCAGGUGCAGUUGGAGGAGAGACAGUGGAAGAGAAGAAACCAUCCGCAGACAGGGCCAAGGGGCAGCAGGGCCAGAAGAAUAUCACUGCCACCCAGCAGCCAGAGGGGCGCAGAGGAGUCAUAUCAAUCCCUGUAAUCGCACAAGGGAAGCUUCUGCAACAUUUUCCUGGCACCGGUAUCAUGAGCACACUGUGCUCAGAGAACCACAAAGAAGAUUGAAAUCCAGGAGCCCCCAU